This is a messenger RNA of Dentiscutata erythropus, 2381 nucleotides long. The record is from the annotation of a GenBank genome assembly. Lineage: Eukaryota; Fungi; Glomeromycota; Glomeromycetes; Diversisporales; Gigasporaceae.
AUGGAUGAAAAUUCUCCAUUAAUUCGACGUAGCAAGUCGGUAGCAGGUUAUAAUCGAAAUUUAACGAAUUCUUCUAAUAGCAAUAGACAACAGAAAACAUUUAAAUCACCCGAAAGGUAUUCAAUUACAAAGAGACCUUCCAUACAUUCUAAUUUAUUAUCCGUAACAAUUGAUUAUGAUCAAAUCUCUGAAGAAGAUGAAACGUGGGUAAAAAGUCAAAGGGAUUUUAUUAAGAAUGCCGAAAAAAAACCUAGUAUUAGACAGAGGCUCGCUUAUGAAUGUGAUUUAGGAAAAAAAGGAAGGAUUUGGGAACUUUUUGAUGCCUUCUUAUCUGUACUUUUUAUUUCCUUUUAUAUUUUUUUUCUUCCUCGCGUUUGGUUGGCGAAAGAUCGUUUACAAUAUGUGACAAGUCCUCUUGCCAUUGCGACCUGGAUUGCUGUGUUUCCCGUGAUCGCGGCUUUUAUAACCUAUUAUUUCUUUGUUAAGGAAAUGGAUAGAACCUACAUGGACGUUAACGGAUUUGUCUAUAUCUACCCAUUACGCUUCAUUCGUGCCAAUUUGUCCGUACAAAUAUGUUUUAAUCCUGUUAAAAGUUCGUUAUUCAAAAUAUCUAAACUUUUAAGGAAAGGUCUCAGGAUAGGCACUACGAUAUUAUUCGCAAUCCUUGUUGUUGCUGCAUGGGUUCAUAUUAUAACAUAUAAUCAAGAGAUACCUAAAAGUAUAGAUUAUUUUGAUGCAGUUUGGUUCACAGUAGGCAUUACAAGCGGUAUGAGUACAAAUAUUGUUGCAGAUAAUUUUUGGCUUAAACUAGUCAUCCUGUAUAUUAUGAUAAUGGCCGCCAUGUUCAUACCAACAUAUUUAACUGAACUUAUCAGUUUGAUUCAACAAAAAUCAAAGUAUGACCAUUCGUUUAAACCAGGAAAGAAUAUCGAACACAUAAUAAUCUCUGGAAGCUUUGAUUCGACGAGUUUAUUUGAAUUUUUACGCGAAUUCUUUUGCCAAGAUCAUGGAAUGUCCACUAUGAAUACUGUUGCGGUGAUUUUGAAUCCGGAAGAGCCUGAUGAUGAUACUGCACUGUUACUGGAUGAUCCUGCAUUUGUCAAUAGAGUUCAAUAUAUUAUAGGGUCACCUGCAUUUCGUAGAAGUCUCGAAAAAGUUAAAGCAGACGAAGCUUGUGCCGCAUUUUUGUUAGCUCCAAAAUAUUCAAAGAACAGCGAUAAAGAUGAUGCCGCGCAAAUAAUGUGGUCUUUGGCUUUGAAAAAAUAUAAUCGAAAACUGCCGAUUUAUGUUCAAGUUCUUUUACCGGAGAAUGUUCCUCAUUUUGACUUACUAGCAAAGGAUAUUUUAUGUAUUGAUGAAAUCUCCAUGGGUCUAAUGGCGCAGAGUUUGGUUACACCUGGAUUCGCUUCUCUAAUUGUGCUUCUUACCACAUCUAUUACGGAACAAAUUGCACGUGAAUUGGAGAGAGAUGCAAAAUAUACUAAAGGAACAGCUGGUUGGGCGAUUGAAUAUAUUAAUGGUGCUCAACAUGAAAUAUAUGCUGCCACUCUUUCAGAUUAUUUUACCGGAAAGACAUUUUUAGAAUGUUCGGAAAUCAUAUAUACCCAACUAGAAGCCACUUUAUUUGCUAUUGGAUCCGUAAAGAGUCAAUUAGGCAUAUUACUAAACCAUUCUUACCCAUUUCAAAUAUUUUUAAAUCCUUGUGAUUAUGUAAUUAAAGGAAAUGAGAUCGUAUUUGUUAUAUGUGACAACGCCGAAAUAACGGUAAGACUGGCUCAUUUCAAUACAUAUGAUCACAAAGCAAAAAAUUGGACACAGGACAUGGAAUCUUUUAUUAGACAACCAGUGCACAAAUCGAAUGAUGAUGGAUGUUUUUCUUCUAAUGAUGCUAUUAGUGCAUCGACAAACCAGUCUAAACUUAAAAGACGAAAGUCUUUAAACCAAGAAGAAAGCAGGAUACAGAUGCCGACACUAUCAGAUAAUACACAUGUUUUAUUAGAACCAAGGACAACUGCUUUACGCGUGGAAAUUUUAAAACAUAAUAUUGACAUGGCCAAGGCCAAUUGUGAUGACUUACUAAUUGAUCCACAAAUUAAAAAUAUAGAAAACCACGUGUUAAUUUGUGAUUAUGGUGAUAAAUUUCCACUCAAUUUAGACAUUUUCAUAGCAGUGCUUCGUGAAAACCAUUCAAAGUGUCAUAAUAUGCCAGUGGUUAUCCUUUCAAAUAGUCAACCAUCAGAGUUGCAGAAGAGAACACUAGAAAAAUUUAAGGAUGUGUUUUUUGUUCAAGGAUCACCUUUAAGACGGUAUGAUCUUUUCCGAGCUAGAGUUCAUUUUGCGAAAAAAUGUGUAGUGUUGAGUGGCAUGACAAACAAUUACGA